Hydractinia symbiolongicarpus is the source of this 1842-nucleotide messenger RNA. RefSeq lists its product as uncharacterized. The transcript is spliced from 5 exons. The coding region runs from base 228 to 1118 and encodes 296 amino acids. The record is from RefSeq and is a predicted model, not a curated record. Lineage: Eukaryota; Metazoa; Cnidaria; Hydrozoa; Anthoathecata; Hydractiniidae.
CAUUUUAUUUCAAGUUUAAAUUAUAAAUUAUAAAAGAAACCAGGGAUUUCUCUUACUGAUUUAUUUAUUUAUUUAUUUAUGAAUCUUAAUCUAAUCACAGUAUAAUUACUGACAUUUCCUUUGCGUAAUUAGAAUGGGAAAAACCUUUUCGUCUCUAAGUGUAAGUUUCGUCUUUUCACCUUUUCGAAAUCAUUAAAUUGUUUUUUGCAUAACAAAAUUCACCGCCAAUGCAACAGCUUAACGUACAGAAAAUGUUGGUAUUAUUCAGCCUGGUUGGUUUCAUGAGCGUUGUGACUUCACUCAAAUAUACAGUGCGUUAUUACCCGUACAGUCAUCAAGAAAUUAUUUUCCAUAACGCCCCACCUGACACUUGCAGUAAAUAUGGACUUUUUAGAACGUUUAUCCAUAGAAGCAGUGUUACAAAUGGAAGAAAUACAUCUUGUGAUUGCGGUUUGCGUGGUGUGUUUUAUAAUGAACGACCAAACGAGAGACCUUCGUGUCAUUUUCAAAAAGAAUUUGUAUCCUUUCUAAACAUUGAGAAAAAGCUUGGUCUGGCUAAAACGCACGAGAGACAUUUUUGUACAGGGAAAGGAAGUUACGAUAUCGAAAUAUGGAACGUCAACAAAAGUUGGGUACAAUAUAAAAGAUCACGUGAUUUCUUAGUGACAGUUAGAAAAGGGAAUGGAGGACGGAGAAAAAAUACCAUUUCAUUUCAGUGGAACACCUCAUUAAACCGUGACGUUGUGUGGCCUAAAUACGCCGGAAACUUGCUCCGUGUGACACCUUAUUGCGGCAGUAAAAGACUUAGUUCUUUCUGGGCUAUCGCUGAAGGUAGUCGAACCUAUGAAAUGGAUGAGGACGAGAAAGCAGAUGACAAACCACCCAAAACUUCUGUAUACAUAGUCGCAAGCAUUUCAGUUGUGGUCAUGAUUUUCGCCUUAUUCACCUUUAUUCAUUGGAGCAGAAAAAGAUGUUUCAAAAGUGAUGAAAAAAUUCAAUCAGAACCUAUCACAACUAAAUGUCGGAAAUGGGUCACUUCGUGUUCAUUUACGUUUUCGUUUCCAAAAGAAGGAAUGUUACCAUGUUGUGUGUUGUCUCUCCCACAAGCACAAAGAUAAUUUUAAUGUAUUGCAGAAAAAUAUAUGGCUGUAGAAGUUUUCUGUUUAACGCUUGUGUAACAUAUUUCAUAGUGUUCCAAAAUUGGGUGUACUUGUGUCCAUUCUGUCUACCUUAUUAUCGCGCUACAGUGAUGUCAUACGUGUCACUUUUUAAUCUUGUAACUGUGAAAAUAAAAUUGAACAUUAUGUCAUUGAACUGUUACACAUUAUGUUGAUGUCAUUAGGACCGUCUCUCAUAGAUAUGUGUAAACGAUUUUAUUCUCAAGACACGAAAGAAUGAUGUACUCAAAGUGUGAAGAAGGUUGUAAAAAAGUUUUAAAUAUAAAGUGAAUUUAUGGUGUUGUAUCGAUUAAACGCCAUAGCGCUUCUUGAAUCUUUACGUCUUUUUAUUGUGGGCGCUUAUCUGAAUAAGGGUGGUUUGGGGUGGGCAGUUGGUUAAGUGACAAUAGGAUGAUAAAUAUCUUUUUUUUGCUGUUAAGAUUUUUUCUUCCUUUCUUCUUUCUUUUUUCCAUUGUGUUUUCAUUAAAUUAAUGAGUGGUGCUUAAAACAAAUAUUAAUUUUCCAAACUGAGCAUCGGGGAAGGGCGCUUUAUCAAUGCUUUGUUGCGCCCAUUUUUAGCCAAAUUUUACCCAAUGCAAUACUGCCCUCUGCCUAGCUCAUUUUAUUGUUUCUUUUUAUAUAUAUAUAUAUAUAUCUAUUAUGAACCUAAACUUGACUUUAAUAA